AUGGCAUCAUUAGCUGGUUAUAUUCAAAUCGCUAAUCGAAAUCUGGAUUAUAAUGGAGGUGCAUUCAUGUGUCGUAUGGUAUUAUUUUUUCUAUUUGCAUCAUUUGGAGUUUCCAUGAUGAAUUUAUGCUUAAUUGGUAUCGAUCGCUAUUUUAUCAUUAUUAAGCCACUAUCAUUAUUUUAUCGCAAUUAUAAGAUUUAUGUGCUUGUAUUAGGCGAAAUAGCAAUAUGGAUUAGUGCUGUAGCUACUAAUGCUCCCAUCUUAGAUUAUGUUUCCGUUCACCAUAGUGAUAAUUUACUCUGUGAUAUCCCAAAUAUUACUACAUCAGUUUCAGUCUACUUAGUAGCUCAUGCCACUAUAUCAUUUAUUAUCCCAACUAUAUUAAUAUUAUUAAUCUAUGGUCGUAUUAUAUCCUUUCAAAAAUCAUAUCAACGACCUGGAGAAAGUAUUAAAAAGCAAAUUGUAGCUGAACAAAUUAAAAAGAAGCGAUUUAUGAAAAUGUUAACUUGGAUAUCCGUGUCCUACGUGAUGAUUAGUUGGCCAUUCUUUGCUACAAUUUUCGGCAUGGCGGUUACUCAGCAAUCAACGUUGAUGAUUCGUGACAGUAAUAUUGUCCACUUUUUAUUUUCAUUUUUUAGUGUGACAAUAACAACAUCAAUUGUUAUUCUCAAUCCGUUUAUAUAUUUAAAGUUUGAUUUAAAUGUGAGGAACAGAUCAUUGGCUCUAAUUAGAAAAUUACAACCCUUUCACAAUUACAGCAGAAAACAUCGUUUAGUUCAUGUCACUUCUGCCGAACCUACCAAUUUGUUUUCUACCAGACUCUGA
Molecule: messenger RNA, 825 nt
Organism: Trichoplax adhaerens
Lineage: Eukaryota; Metazoa; Placozoa; Uniplacotomia; Trichoplacea; Trichoplacidae
Exons: 1
Coding region: 1-825 (274 amino acids)
Biological process (GO): G protein-coupled receptor signaling pathway
Cellular component (GO): membrane
Molecular function (GO): G protein-coupled receptor activity
Source: RefSeq, a predicted model, not a curated record